This is a messenger RNA of Eubalaena glacialis (North Atlantic right whale), 513 nucleotides long. RefSeq names its product sperm mitochondrial-associated cysteine-rich protein. Bases 1 to 513 code for a protein of 170 amino acids. The record is from RefSeq and is a predicted model, not a curated record. The transcript has a single exon. NCBI's taxonomy places the organism in Eukaryota, Metazoa, Chordata, Mammalia, Artiodactyla, Balaenidae.
AUGGACUUCUCUCUGGGCCUACGUUUGGGGCCUCGGAACAAGAAGGCCAGCCACCAACAGCCCCCUCCACCCUCCGGGCACGGCCCACCAGCUGCCUCCCCUUGUCUGUCCUGCCCCCCCUCCGCCUGUGCCUGCCCCUGCCCUGGCUGUCCCCCUCCCAGCUGCUCCGGCACUGCCUAUCCCUAUUACGCAGCUCCCUGCCCCUCCUGUCCCGGCCUCCCUGGCCCACCCUGUACCUGCCCCUGCCCACCCUGCCCUGCCUGUCCCCCCUUGACUUGUCCCCUCAGUUCCUGCAGCCCCUGCUCUGCUCCGCAUUUGACCUGCUGCCACCCCUCUCCCUGCCCCAUGUACCCUUGCUCCAGGGGUCAAGCCGCCUGUUCCAGCUCCUGCUUGGGCUGCAGUGACAGCUGCGGCCGUGGCCGGGGGGCUGCCCGGGGACCUCCAGGCUCCGCCGGCCGCUGCAGCUGCUGCUUCAGGGGACACCGCACCUCUCGACACUGUCUGAUAGUCUAG